UUAUAUAUGGUGUGGUCGUACGAAUAAGGCCUCCAUUACCAAAAUGUUCUUGGCCAUGACUUUUAGCCAUACAGUUGAUCAAAAAUGAUCUUAGCCAUGACUUUGACUAAAAUGGUCUUAAUUGAUCAAAAAGAAAAAAAAAAAGUCUUUCAUUGACUAAAAUGCAGCUCAUGGCUUUUAGGUUUUAGCCAUACAGUUUUUUCACAUUAUAGUGUCUCUUGAUCAUUUAUGAAUCUUAGACACCAAAAAAUAAAAAUCUAGAGGCCCGUAUGAAGAAAUCAUCUGGGCGCAGUGAUCACGUGGUGAAGCACAGCAAUGCUGGCGCAGCGUCUUUUUCUAGCUCGUCAUCUGAAGAUCUCUCGGUUUCGAAUUCUUCUGUGUGGAGUGUUCUGAUGACGCGCUCUAAGGAGUUCCCAGAUCGAAUCAGUUUGCGCAACUUUAGAGUUGAAUAUGGAAACCCGUACGAUUUGGCUAUUCCUGUUGACGCCUGGGAAGCUUUCAAGUUGAAGAUUGAUAAGCGUCCAGUUCAGGAUUUGAAUGAAGCGAGGCUUCUCGAGUCUGUGGAUACAAACGAGGGUGGUGGCCCCUCUAGCAGUAGCGGAGAAAAUCCACUUGGGUCAAUUGAUCCACCUGCCAACACCCUGGCUCCGGCACUGCCCUUUAGCACAGUAUUCGAUACUUCACCCAUCUAUUCUUCCGGAUUUGUCAUCACGUCUUGGCUGAAGGGUGAACUUCUGGGACAAGGAUCGUUUGGCUUCGUGUAUGAAGGCAUUUCAAGUGAUGGGGACUUCUUUGCUGUCAAGGAAGUUUCACUACUUGACCAGGGAAGUCAUGCACAAGAGUGCAUACAACAGGUAGAAAAGGAGAUUGCAUUACUAAGUCAGCUUCAGCAUCAGCAUAUCGUGAGAUAUCGUGGCACAGCCAAGGAUGGGUCGAAUUUGUACAUAUUUCUUGAGCUUGUAUCCCAAGGUUCCCUUCUAAAACUUUACCGAAGAUACCCGCUCCCGAACUCUGUAGUGUCCACGUACACAAGACAAAUCCUUGAUGGCUUGAAAUAUCUCCAUGGAGAGGGUUUUAUCCACCGGGACAUCAAAUGUGCAAAUGUAUUGGUGGAUACCACCGGAGCUGUUAAGCUUGCUGAUUUUGGAUUGGCAAAGGUGUCAAAACUGAACGACAUUAAGUUAUACAGGGGGGAUCCAUUCUGGAUGGCUCCAGAGGUUAUUAACCCGAAGCGUACUGACGGGUAUGGAAGUUCAGCUGAUAUAUGGAGCCUUGGGUGCACAGUGCUAGAAAUGCUGACUCGUAAGUUCCCCUACUUCGAUCCAGAAAACCCCUAUCAAGCUCCGUAUAGGAUCGGAAAGGGUGAGCUUCCGGACAUACCUGAUACAUUAUCACUAGACGCUAGAGAUUUUAUAAUUAGAUGUCUCAGAGUGAACCCGAAAGAGCGGCCAACUGCGGCUGAGCUGCUGAACCAUCCGUUUGCUUCGCCAUAGAUGAGGCUAACUUGGUAGAUUGUCUACAUUGGUGAAGCUCCAUUGGUUUAAACGAGAAUAUAUAUCUAUCAGAAUCAAGAACUGUAGAUUCUAAAAUUGAUGUCUUAAAUGUAUGUGAGCAGGCUAUGCAGAAUAUUUGUGUAAGAUGGAUGAUACUCUAGGCUUGUUCUUUUAUAACUAAAAAUCUGUACGGAAGUAACCGCAGCGUCCACUUAAUUAAUCUACCACCAUUAUUUUUAUUUAAUUUGAUGUCUAUUUCUGGUUGCGGACGCUGACGCAGCGCGUCUUUCUUACGAACAGGGCUAGAACUCACGUAUCCAGUUCAGCUGGGCAUCACGAGCUAGACUGCAAGCUAUUUAUGAUCUUUUCGAUGAAUGAAAUGAAGAAAUCAGAUACUCUGCGCUUCUCUUGUGUAUUGAUGACGUGGCUUCAGUGAUUUUGAGACCAUCCCACCAUGCUCUUCUUGAAGAAGAAGAAGGAGAUGGAUUUUCUAUAAACCUCGAGGGCUUCCCUUCUUCCGUUGUCCUGUCUUUGGGGGAUGCAAUGUAAUUA
Messenger RNA from Raphanus sativus (radish), 2045 nucleotides. RefSeq names its product mitogen-activated protein kinase kinase kinase 1-like. The record is from RefSeq and is a predicted model, not a curated record. Gene Ontology annotation, molecular function: ATP binding; protein kinase activity. Lineage: Eukaryota; Viridiplantae; Streptophyta; Magnoliopsida; Brassicales; Brassicaceae. Bases 270 to 1493 code for a protein of 407 amino acids. Gene Ontology annotation, biological process: protein phosphorylation. The transcript has 9 exons.